CCGGAUCUCCCUUUGCCUCUGUCCUCUUCUCUCCCGACGCCUAGCUCCACCGCACCUCCUCCUAGGGACCCCAAGGCGUUGACCAUGACCGCUAUCCCAGAUUGGAAGCUACAGUUGCUAGCCCGGCGGAGGCAGGAGGAGGCAGCGGUUCGUGGCCGCGAGAAAGCAGAACGUGAUCGCCUGUCCCAGAUGCCAGCCUGGAAGAGGGGAAUUCUGGAACGACGCAGAGCCAAGUUGGGCUUGCCUCCUGGAGAGGCGAGCUCUGUGCCUGGGACUGCAGAGGCUGGACCUCCAGAUCCAGACGAAUCCGCUGUCCUCUUGGAAGCUAUUGGGCCAGUACAUCAGAACCGAUUCAUUCAGCAGGAGCGACAGCGGCAGCAGCAGCAGCGAAAUGAAGUGCUUGCUGAUAGGAAGCCCGGGCCUCUGGAGGCUAUAGAGCGGAGAUCAAGUCCUGGUAAUUUAAGAGAGCAGAGCCCCAAGGGAAGAGAGUCGAGAGAAGAGAGGCUAAGUCCCAGGGAGGCCAGAGAUAGGAGGCUGGUGAUAGGGGGAGCUCAAGAGUCAUGUUCCAGGACUUUGGAGACUCGAGACUGCAGGCAAAGCCCUGCAGAACCCAGAGACCUAAGUUCCAGACCAGCAGAGGCUCAGAAAUGGAGGCUGAGCCCUGGAGAAACUCAAGAGGAGAGUCAGAGAUUAGCAAGUCCUGGAGACCAUAGUCCUAAGAGAAAAGAGGUAUUGGAAAGCAGACUGAGCCCGGGGGAGUCUGGUGACCAGAAGGCCUGCCUGACAGAGGCCCAUAAAUGGACUCUUGACCCGAAAGAACCCCAGAAACAGAGCUUGAUACAGCCGGAGGCCACCGACUGGAGGCUGAAAUCAAAAGAAGAGAGAAAAGUCUACUUGGAGGAGUAUGGGAGAAAGGAAGAGACACCAAGUCCAGGAAUUAUCCUAGACCAGUCUCCAGGGACAAAGGAGAGUCAAGACACCACCACCUCUGGAGAUGUGGAGACUGCUGAGCAGAGGUCCAGCCCUGUGGAGGAUGGAGACAGGAUCUCCAGGCCCACUGAAGGCUGGAAAUGGACCCUAAACUCUGGGAAGGCUCGAGAUCGGACGCCUCGGGAUAUAGAGACUCCUCAGAAGCCAGAUCCUCCAGCAUCUUCAGAGAAACACCUGGGGCUUACUGGUGUGGAGGUUGAAGGGGAGGCUGAGAAGGAGGAGGCGGGGGCUCAGAGCAGGCCUCUGAGAACCCAGCAGAACCUCUGCUCUGGGCCCUCCCUCCUACUAGAGCACGCCGGGGCCGGGGCGGACCGCUCCAGACAACAGGAAGAGGAAGCUGCAGAACUGCAGCCCCCAACACCAGCCCCUCUGUCUCCCCCACCCCCAGCCCCAGCUGCCCCCCAGCCCCCCGGGGAUCCCCUCAUGAGCCGACUGUUCUAUGGGGUGAAGGCAGGACCGGGGGUGGGGCCCCCCCGCCGCAGCGGACACACCUUCACUGUCAACCCACGGAGGUGUGUGCCCCCUGCCAACCCAGCCCCUCCGGCCACCCCUGCCACAGCUGAUGCUGCAGGACCUGGACCUGGGAAGAAGCGGUACCCAACUGCUGAGGAAAUCUUGGUGCUGGGGGGCUACCUCCGCCUCAGCCGCAGCUGCCUUGUCAAGGGGUCCCCAGAAAGACACCACAAACAGCUCAAGAUCUCCUUCAGUGAGACAGCCCUGGAGACGACCUACCAAUACCCUUCGGAGAGCUCUGUGCUGGAGGAUCUGGGCCCAGAGCCUGAGGCCCCCAGUGCUCCCAUCUCCUCGGCGACCCAGCCUGACGAUGACGACGAGGAGGAAGAGGAGGAGUUGCUACUGCAGCCAGGGCUCCAGGGCGGGCUGCGCACUAAGGCCCUAAUCGUGGAUGAGUCCUGCCGGCGGUGACCAUCUUCCAAUUUGGGCACAUACCUCCUUCCCAUACCUGAAGAUCCUGAAGUCUGGAAGAUUCAGAGCCGACAGACCCUGGCAAUGAGCCUGGCAGGGAAGGGCAAUGAGCAUAUUCCGACUUGCUUUUCCCAUCCUGUUUCUGGGGCAGAGCCAGUAGCCUAAAUUUACCCCUAACCCAAGGUCCCCCGUGGGUGUAGCAGUCUCGUGGGCUGGAGCAUCCUUGGUGAGCUAAGAACGAGCAUCAAGCCCUUGAGUGGAACACAGGAUUCACCUGGGAUUGAGUUACAUGGAGCCCCUCCAGCUCUGUGACAGGGUACACUGUCCCCACAGCCUUCUUUGACUUCCCACCGCUCCCAGGGACACUCAGGAUUUAAGGGCUCACCUACCUUGGGAGAUCUAGACCCCACUCCAUCCACAAUCACUCUUGUCCUAGGUCACUGCCCCUUUGUUUACAGCUUCCUUCUUGCUUGGUCACAGCCUGGUUUACAUACCCACCAGCUCCCAGUCCCACCUGUCAAAGUCCCAGGUUUACAAGCUAUGACUACCCACAGACUUCUGGAGGAAUCUGCCACCUUCCCUUCCAUUUGUUUUAUUGAGAGUGACCUGGGGUGGUUAUGUGACUUUCUUCAACUUUGCUCAGUAUUACUGUGCCUCAGUUUCUCCCAAGAGGGAAGGCUGGGGAUCCUCACUCUGAAUCCCAUGAGAAUUAUUUAAUUCUGUUCCUCCACGUGGUUCACAUUGAAUUGAAUUGCAGUGUGGGGGGACUGAAGGAGGUGCCUCAACUCUCCCCUAUUAAUCCUUUCUCAUUUGCCUGGUUUGUUUCAUUUUGUACCUUUCUGUAAUAAAAAGGAGCUCUUUUCAACA
Phodopus roborovskii (desert hamster) is the source of this 2781-nucleotide messenger RNA. It is a transcript of the gene Ppp1r18, whose product is annotated as protein phosphatase 1 regulatory subunit 18. Gene Ontology annotation, molecular function: phosphatase binding. The transcript is spliced from 4 exons. The coding region runs from base 85 to 1914 and encodes 609 amino acids. The record is from RefSeq and is a predicted model, not a curated record. NCBI's taxonomy places the organism in Eukaryota, Metazoa, Chordata, Mammalia, Rodentia, Cricetidae.